CCACUCACCAACAGCCUCAAUAUUCUAAGACUUAAAAUCGAAUGUUCAUUUGACCAUAAAGUCAAAAUUGAAUCGAAUGUUCAUUCGACACAAAGUCAUUGAUACGGCCGAUGACGCCUCCGCCUCCGGUCUCUAGUCAACGACACCGACGAAGCCUCCUCCUCCGGCCUCCAGCCGCUUCCGCAUCCCCCUUCUUCCACGUUGUUUACAGAAUAACAUUAAUUAGUGGGUGCCAAAUUGGAGUGGUCUUUGGGCAAGAAUUGUUAUCCAGACCUUGUUUCCUCAUUGACGUUGGAUCAAGAACAAAAUCAAAUUCAGAUCAGCAGUCUCAUAUGUUCAAGGUCAUACAUAACAAGAGAGGUUUUAAGCAACAAUGGCUAUCAAUUACAUUCUCCAAGGCAAUAUUUCUUGGGAAUGGACUAGUUGCCAUUUUAGCUGGUUUAUUUGGAAAUCUUUUAGUUGGUUCAUUGGCCAUAGGACUUGUUGCUCCAUUUGAUGCAACUUCAAUCUUUCUUGCCAUUGGCAUGGCCAUCACUAUGUCAUCAUGGACAGAAAAUUAUGGUGAUUCAUCAGAAAGAAAAGAUCUAAUGACCCAAUUUAGGGGUGUUGUUGUUGCAAUUGCAUCGGAUGUGGAUAUUCCUCAUAUUUUUCUUACACGUAGGCUAUGAUCAUUGUUGCAUGGCAUUGAGAGGGGGAAACUGGAAAAAGGGUGGCAUUUCAAGUGCUAAUACAUUUGGAGGUUCUUCUGGAUUUGGAUUAACCUUUGAUGUGGACUCCUUCUUAAGCAAAUCUAAAGGUUGUCCAGCUACUUCAGUUGCUACUCCAGCUAAAGGCAUGGGAAUGAAACCAGGAAAAUCACAAAGAAACAGCAAGCUCAUUUACCAGUUCUUGGUACUUUCAUUUUUCAGCUUAUACAUCUUGAUAAAAACUGUUCAAUGCAAGAAACCACAACAUACUUUCGUUCAUGGAGGUUAUUUUUAUAGGUUAAUAACAGGUUUUGACUCAUCAUGUGAGGUCAAUGUGUAUGCUUUCAUUGAUAUAUUCUGAGAUCUUGAAGAUGCUUCGUAUGUGGGGUCUUGUGAAUUUUGAUGUUGAAAUAUCUUCACCAAAUGAUUCUUAUGGUUCUCCUAGAGGCUAUCUCAAACAGAGAAGUACAGAGUCUGAUCAUCAACAUAUCAUGACAACUAAAUCACUGUUACUGAAGAUUUUGAGAGACUUGAAGCAGGCUUUUUGGCCUUUUCUAGUUGACCAAAGUCAAAGCCCAUUUCUAAGAGCAGCAAAGGCUACUAGUUGCUCUGAUAGAUCCGCAUAUAUUGAAAAAAUGUCCCUUUUAACUCCUGUUACUCUUUCUCUUAGAUAAUAGAUGAACAAAUAUUUCAUCAUGAAUCCUCAACUAUGUUUUUAUAUUUAUUUAUUUGUUUUGGGUGUAUUUACAUUUUACAGUGGAUUGGAGGUCUCUAAAGAGCUGAAAAAUCUUACAUGCUUCUUGUUUUAUUUUGAAUUUUGCGGAUUUUUACAGCCAAAACUCUAUGUUGGAAGACGCAUUUCUUUAUUAUUAAAUAUCAUUGG
Messenger RNA from Lactuca virosa, 1569 nucleotides. NCBI's taxonomy places the organism in Eukaryota, Viridiplantae, Streptophyta, Magnoliopsida, Asterales, Asteraceae. The record is from the annotation of a GenBank genome assembly.